UGAGGAUGGAUUCGGUGACAACAAAUUAGAAGUGCAUCGACAUUGUCUUUGGAGAGGGAACUGAUGUUCAGCUUCCUCUUGAAGUCCUGGAGCGCCUCGCAGUCCCCGCUGAGAGCCAAGCCGGUCAAAAUACAGCAAGCACAGCUCCACAUUUUGCGCCGCAGACUUCAUAGUGUGUCAUAGGAAGGGUCGUGACCCUGUGCAGCAGCAGCCACCAUGGCAGAAGCACACCAGGCGGUGGCCUUCCAAUUCACUGUCACCCCUGAUGGCAUUGAUCUACAGCUGUGCCAUGAGGCUCUACGCCAGAUCUACCUCUCUGGCCUCCACUCCUGGAAGAAAAGGUUCAUUCGCUUCAAGAAUGGGGUGAUGACUGGUGUGUACCCUGGGAGCCCACCUGGUUUCAUGGUGGUGGUUGUGUCCUACAUGUCCUACAACAAAUAUCAUAAGCUGGAUCCCUCUCUGGGGAUGUUUGCCAAACUAAGCCAACACAUACCUAUCGGCCGAUACAUGUCUGAAGACAGCCAGAAGAUAGUUGGGGGUGUUCUGGUGGGCACAGGCUUGUGGAUCACCAUAAUCUUUAUCAUGAGGAAUGCCCUGAAAUGCCUGUUGUCAUGGCAUGGCUGGAUGUAUUCUCGUCACGGCUCAGUGUCCCUGGGCACUCGUCUGUGGAUGUUGUUAGUGAAGGUGUUCUCUGGCAGGAAGCCAAUGCUGUACAGUUUCCAGAACUCCUUGCCUCGGCUACCUGUCCCCCCAGUAAAGGACACAUGCAGAAGGUACUUGGAGUCAGCACGCCCGCUGAUGGAUGAUGAGCAGUUUGAAAGGAUGAAGGGCUUGGCUAAGGAUUUUGAGAAGAACCUGGGACCUCGACUGCAGUGGUACCUCAAACUGAAGUCCUGGUGGGCCUCCAACUAUGUCAGUGACUGGUGGGAGGAAUAUAUCUACCUCAGAGGCCGCGGGCCCAUCAUGGUCAACAGCAACUAUUAUGCCAUGGACUUCCUGUAUGUGUUCCCAACCUCCAUUCAGGCAGCCAGAGCAGGUAAUGCCAUCCAUGCUAUCAUGCUCUACAGGAGGAAGCUGGACAGAGCCCAGAUCAAACCAAUAUACUUGUUGGCGAACAAGGUUCCUCUGUGUUCGGCUCAGUGGGAGCGGAUGUUUAACACCACCCGCAUCCCUGGUUUGGAGACAGACACCAUUCAGCACAUGAACGAGAGUAAGCACAUCGCCGUCUACCACAAGGGGCGCUUCUUCAAAGUCUGGAUGUUUUAUGACGGGCGGCUGCUGUUGCCACGGGAGAUAGAGCAACAGAUGGAGAGGAUCCUGGCCGACAAGUCUGAGCCGAUGCCAGGGGAGGAGGCGCUAGCUGCGCUCACUGCAGGGGACAGGACUCCAUGGGCCAAGGCUCGUGACGCCUACUUCAGCCGUGGGAAGAACAAGCAGUCACUGGACGCCAUUGAGAAGGCAGCCUUCUUUGUGACUCUGGACGACACUGAGCAGCGUUUUGUUGAGAAAAACCCAAUCAAGUCUCUGGACAGCUUUGCCAAGUCGCUCCUCCAUGGAAAAUGCUAUGACAGGUGGUUUGAUAAAUCCUUCAACCUCAUCGUCUUCAAGAAUGGCACCAUGGGACUGAACGCAGAGCACUCCUGGGCCGAUGCUCCGAUCAUUGGGCAUCUUUGGGAGCAUGUGCUUUCCAUGGACCCCUUUAAGCUGGGAUACACUGAGGAGGGCCACUGCUGCGGGGAGCCGCACCCCAACCUGCCUGGCCCCCAGAGGCUGCAGUGGGACAUCCCUGCUGAGUGCCAAGAUGUCAUCCAGAGCUCUCUGACGAUAGCCAGGACUCUGGCUGAUGAUGUGGACUGUCACAGCUUCCCCUUCAACGACUUUGGCAAGGGUCUGAUCAAGAAGUGCCGCACCAGUCCUGAUGCCUUCAUCCAGAUCGCCCUGCAGCUGGCCCAUUACAGGGACAAAGGGAAGUUCUGCCUGACGUACGAGGCCUCCAUGACCCGUCUGUUCAGAGAGGGCCGCACAGAGACCGUGCGCUCCUGCACCAUGGAGACCUGCACUUUCGUCCGCUCCAUGAUCCGAGAUGAGACCAGAGAGGAGCGUCUGAAGCUGCUGAAAGAGGCAGCGGAAAAGCACCAGAACAUGUACCGUCUGGCCAUGACAGGCAAAGGCAUCGACCGCCACCUCUUCUGUCUCUACGUGGUUUCCAAAUACCUGGGAGAGGACUCGCCCUUCCUCAAAGAGGUGCUGUCUGAGCCAUGGAGGCUGUCCACCAGUCAGACCCCACUGCAGCAGGUCGAGCUGUUCGACCUGGUCAGACACCCCGAAUACGUGUCCUCUGGAGGCGGCUUUGGUCCGGUGGCUGAUGAUGGUUAUGGUGUGUCCUACAUCAUUGUUGGUGAGAACCUCAUCAACUUCCACAUUUCAAGCAAACACUCAAGCCCAGAAACUGACUCCCACCGUUUUGGCGGCAACAUCCGACAGGCCAUGCUGGACAUUCUCGACCUCUUCCAGCUCGACAAGAAAGCCAUCAAGUGAUUGCCCUGUGCUUGGGGGGCAAAAAAACACAUAAGAUUUUUUUUCAACAAAAGAUGUAUUCUUCCUGAAGCUUGUACAGAAUAAAUGGGUUUUAUUUCUAAGUUAAUUAUUGUUGAAGAAAUAAUGAUGACUGAGAGGUGUUUGGAAAUAUUAGUGUCAUUUUGUUGUGUUUUUGUGAGGGGUAUAUGUGUAUGUAUGAGCAACGUGAGAUUCUGGUGGAUUUAGGUACGGGUAGUGCACAGAUCAUAGUUGAUCUAUAGGACUGUAUGCGCUGGUGCCUUAGUGACCCGCUAAUGUAAAAGGGCAGAAAGGGAGAAGGGGGGAAACGGUUAGUGCCACUCUAGUACAGCAAGUUCGAGGUCAAGUCAACGGGUGAACAUUCAGUAUCCAGUGUCAUCCAUUGUGGGAAUCAAAAUUUCCGAUUGGGUCAAAGAAUGCUGCAAGAUUUUUAAUUAAUUUUGUCCAAAUAAUUCCACAUACCUGUGGAGAUGGGAAAGACAUUAACCCUGGAGUGAAAUCAUUUCUACAAACCUAACAACAUUUGUUCUCAUCAUUUCAUGUCAUUCAGUCGAGAUGAGAUGUUUAACAGCUCUGAGGACUCUGGUAUUGAAUGAAGCCUGUCAGAGUAGAAACGUUGAUGUAGAAUGGGUUUCACUUUUUGCAGAUGAUCGAAAAAAAAAAAAGAGGUAGUCAGCGAUGAUGCGGGAAGUGACGCUGGAUCGGCUCAGCUUUUACUCUGGGAAGCUUGUUGCGUAUCAAUGCAGAAGACGAGGUCUGGUCCCUGCGGCCCAGCCUGAAGAGUGGAUGUCCAUGACCUUUCUGACUCUCAUUUGUACAGCCAGUUGUUUUUUUUUUUUUUUCUCUCUCUCUCUCUUUCUUUUGCUGCUAUGUUUUAUGACGUAGCGAUAAAGGCAGAUCAUAUUUGUGUGUUGUUUUUGUCGUUUCCAUACUCAGGUUUUAUUAACUCGGCCUAGUAUUCUAUGGUGCUGGCGACGGCGUUGCAGGUUUCGCGCUAACGUGAGCAUGUGCCUGUGCGACAGUACAUGAGGAUGAGAUGCAAUACAAUGCCAUGUGACUCCAGUGAGGCUGUUUGAUAGGAUAGCAUUGACUUCCCUGUUGUAGCUGAGAGUUUGGCUGGAGGUGGUGCUUCCAGGGGUAGUCUCACUUGCACAAUGUUUUGAAUUUGGCUUUUUUUUUCUUCUUCUUCUUCUUCUUUUUCUGUUGUGUGCUAAAAAAGAGUGGGGCCACCGCACUUUGACUGUGUUGUGCACUCCAUGACUGGUCCUUCAGCUCAAACUAACAAAUUCCUUACUACCUUGGUAGCCUUCUGUCAGGUCGCCGUGAUCUGAUGUGUCUGUCUUGGCUUCAUAUCAGCCGCGGAUGGGAUUUGUAAACUUUACGAGCAGACUGUCGAGAUGUCAAAUGUCAUUUCAGCAUUGUGAUGUUGCAGCUUUUGGUGUCGCGUAGACAGGAAAUGCUUAAUCGGUCAGUGGCUUGUCAUGUCCCUCUAAUAGGAAUUGUUUUGUUCCUCUCUGUGUUAGACGGCUUGUAACAUUGUUCACAUUUCAAGGCCUACAAAUGAGGCCAAACAGAUAAGCAGUAAUAUUUAGGACUAGGCCACAUCACGUGCAGAUGUACAGAAGGGCUGUCAUGCUUAGGAAUGCAUUUCUGUUUGCUUUUUAUGUUCUGUCAGCACAGGUUUAUUUUAUUAUAUAUAUAUAUAUUUUUUGCUGCCGCGUUUUAACCUCUUUAUUCACACAUUGAACUGUUCAAGUUGUGUUUUUAGACUUUUACCAGUUAAGAGUGCAGCGUAUGAUGAGUACUAAGUUAAGUUAAAUUUUUUGCCGAUUUUAAAAAGUGAAAUGAACAAAAACAUUUUUAUUCCUUUUUUUUUUUUUUUUUUUUGUUUGACAUGACAUUUAGUUUUGUUGUCACACACUUUGACGAUGAUAUGUUGUAGUUGUAUGAGUUUUUAUCUCAGUAGACCUCAUGUUUACGCUGCUGCAUGGUUUUCAAGAUGAAGCUGUAUAUGUUUGCCUUUAAUUAAGAUGUGCAAAAGAAAAGCAGCUUAUAUACCAAAACAAGUUUUAACACAAUAAAAGUGAAUGUCAGAGAGCU
This is a messenger RNA of Myripristis murdjan (pinecone soldierfish), 4656 nucleotides long. RefSeq names its product carnitine palmitoyltransferase 1Ab (liver) (gene cpt1ab). NCBI's taxonomy places the organism in Eukaryota, Metazoa, Chordata, Actinopteri, Holocentriformes, Holocentridae. Bases 217 to 2538 code for a protein of 773 amino acids. Gene Ontology annotation, cellular component: mitochondrion. The transcript is spliced from 20 exons. The record is from RefSeq and is a predicted model, not a curated record. Gene Ontology annotation, biological process: carnitine metabolic process; fatty acid metabolic process. Gene Ontology annotation, molecular function: carnitine O-palmitoyltransferase activity.